Molecule: messenger RNA, 1754 nt
Organism: Dinoponera quadriceps
Lineage: Eukaryota; Metazoa; Arthropoda; Insecta; Hymenoptera; Formicidae
Exons: 2
Coding region: 153-1301 (382 amino acids)
Source: RefSeq, a predicted model, not a curated record
AUUUACUUCAUUACGCGCUGAAGAGGAAGAGGAGGAAGAAAAUCGUCGCUCAAAGGAUGCGCUCAACAAGAAGCAUUGAAAGUUAACAAAGAACUCGCUGGCUGGGUCGACCGCCGCGACUCGACGAGUCCUCCCCACGUCCGAUUCUCCCUAUGGGUGAACGUAAUCCUCGCGUAGCCAAGAAAAAGACGACGAGUAGCAUGGAGUCGCGCCGCGGCGAAUCGAUUGCUGGAGACGAGCCUCGCGGAUGCUGUCGGUGCGGCGGCCGCAGCUCCGCGGGUUCCUCGAGAAAGACGCGUCCGAGGAAGUCGCACGCGUUGGCCUGCCCGAAGUCUCGAAGAAGGUCUGACGACGAAGACGAGCGGAGGGAAGAGGAGGGUGCGGGAGGUGGCAAUUCGUGCUAUGACAAGUUUGCUCUGGCGAAGAGGCUGCACGCGGAGAACCUGCAGCACCAGCCGCUCCCGGACAAGGUGGACGACCGCGUGUUCAGGAACCUGACGGCGCACGGUUGCCGCUCGGCCGCCUGCGAGCCCGCGAGGAGCCGAGGGAACGUCCGGGUCGCGAGGCGAGACCGCUGUUUCGCCGAUCCGGCGCUCGGCUACAAGCAGCCCGAGACCCGCAUGGACUUGGCCAUCUGCUGGGAGACGCCCGUCGACCCCGUGUACGAACCCCGCAAGCCGGCGCACAUCGACGGCUCCGAGGGCGGCUCGGCGCCGGCGAUCUUCGCUCUGAUCCAGCACUCACCGGCACCGAGAAAUCGCGAGCUACUGGAGCACGGUCAAGAAGAUAAAAAAGGCGUCUACGAUUGCGCGGGUAAGAAGAAGAAGAAGAAGCGAGAGGCGGACUCGGGGAAUCGAUGCUGCUGCGAGUGUCUCUGCGACGGCAUGGAGACGGUCACGGUGGCGGAGAUCGCGGAGGUGUCGCGGGGCGGGAAGCCGGCGAGGGCGAGCUCCGUGCCGCAGAUCACCGAGCGCAGGUGCGCCGCCUGCGAGCCGGACGGCGAGCUGGAGAAGAGGCGACGGGACCCGCGACUGAUCCGGUCCGCUGUAGGAAUCGCGCUCGGGACUCGCGAGGAGAAACACGACGAUGUCCGCAGGAACGGACUGCCUCCGGCUAAGCUGACGGUACCGAGGCCGCGGACGCCGUUCGCCCGGAGGGCCUUCUGCAUCGACACCCUGGCGCCGCCGUUCAGCGUGGUCCACGGCUGCCGGGACGCCGACUAUCCGGAACACUGGCGUCUCAUGUCCGUGUACCAACAGUCCUACAGGAACCCGCAGAGACGGCGGGCCCACCACUUCUGACGCGAGCCACUUCCGCCGAGGACAAAGCGGCGACGCAGAUAAACGCAGAGGCGAGAGAGGCGGAAAGCGAAAUUUCAUUCGAUUUAUCUAAUCGAAAACGGAGAUAGACGCGAGAGAGAGAGAGACGUCGAGAUUUUCCGAAAUUAGUUGCAAUGAUAAUUAUUACAUUACAGCAUGCGAUUAGCGAGAAACAGGGCCGAAGGUCGAACGGGAUAUUAUCGUCGGUUUAUUAUCGUUGUUAGCUGUUGAUUCGUUGCUUUUGCGUUGAGUGUGACUAUUCGGUUGAACGUUCCGUUGUCUCGAUUGUUAAAUAUAUGGAUAAUCCGACGCACUAUUCGCUCUAUUGAAGCAAAUGGAGCGUGAAAAUAUCGUUAUAGUUAAUAGUUAAAUAAUAUGAGAAAGAUAUAUAAUGAAAUAUUUACAGGACGAAUAAAAGGUGAAGAAUACGUGCGA